AUGGCUCCAUCUUCUAAAUCAGCUAGACCUGCUCAGUAUAAGCAAUCCUCCAGAAAGGGUAAGAAGGCCUGGAGAAAGAAUAUUGAUUUGACCGAUAUUGAAAAAUCUAUUGAGGAUAAGAUUGAACAAGAGAUUACUCAUGGUGUUGCUGAUUUAUCUACUUUGAAAAAUGACGCAUUAUUUGCUGUUGAUAAUACUGGUGAUGAUGAACUAAAAUCUAAAUUGAUUAAGAGAAAACAAAUAAAAAAAAAUUUGAAAAGUAAAGAAAUCUUAGAAUCGAUUAAGACUAAUUCUAAAGUUUCUGCUUUGAAACAUCACAAACAUGAUUCUUCUUUGCAUUCAGAGAAAAAGGGAAAAAUUCAAGGUGUCUCUAAGAAAAAAUUGAAUAAAUUAUUAGCGUUAGCUGGUAAAGUUCAAGGUGAAAGUAAAUUGAAAAAUCGUCUCAAUAAAGAUGGUCUGAUUAAAUCUGACACAAAAGAUUUAUGGGGUGAUGAACCUGUCUUAAAGAAUGAUUCUAAAAAAUCUGUUACAUUACCUUCAGGGAUUAAAUUGGAUAUUAACUCAGAAACACAUAUUCCAGAAGAAUUAUUGAGUAAGUCUACCACUAGUUGGUCACUUCCAUCUGUGGCACCUUCCACAUCUAAGAUUGAACCAGUUCAAGUACGUAAAUAUGAAAGCGUUCCACAUUCUGGUAAAUCUUAUAACCCAGAAUCUAAAGAGUGGAAUUCUUUAUUGAUUACAGAAUAUAAAAAAGAAGUCAUCAAUGAAGAGAAAAGGGUUCAAUUAGUUGAAUACAAAGAAAAGAUAAAACAUUUAAUGGAAACCUUAAAUGAUAAUGAAGAAGAAGAUGAAGAUACUUCUGACGAAUCAUCUGAUGAAGCUGACCACACCACCGAAACAAAAGAGGAUGGAUCGGACUAUAGAUUAUCCAUUAAUGACCCAGUUAAAAAUAAGAAAAAGACUAAAUAUCAAAGAAAUAAAGCUAAGAAGCAUGAGGAAAAAGUCAAAUUACAACAAGAAUUGAAAACACUUAAGAUUCAUGUUAAGAAACUGGAAAUGAUCGAAGAAAUUGGAGCUGUCGUAGAAGAAGAAUCUAAAAUUGAAACCACAAGUAAAGUCACAAAGGAAAGAAGACAUAAUAAGAAUAAAUUAGGUACCAAAUAUGGUAUCCUAGAUGAAAGGUUAGAGAUUAAAUUUUCUGAUGAAUUAUCUGAUUCCUUGAGAAAAUUAAAACCGGAAGGUAAUCUACUAUACGAUAACGUUAGAAAAUUACAAAGUUCAGGUAAGAUCGAGUCCCGUAUACCACUACAGAGAGGUAGAAGAUACAAGCAAAACAUCACUGAAAAAUGGACUCACAAGGAUUUCAAAUAA
Messenger RNA from Maudiozyma saulgeensis, 1371 nucleotides. Lineage: Eukaryota; Fungi; Ascomycota; Saccharomycetes; Saccharomycetales; Saccharomycetaceae. The record is from the annotation of a GenBank genome assembly.